This is a messenger RNA of Platichthys flesus (European flounder), 3328 nucleotides long. It is a transcript of the gene slc34a2a, whose product is annotated as solute carrier family 34 member 2a. The record is from RefSeq and is a predicted model, not a curated record. NCBI's taxonomy places the organism in Eukaryota, Metazoa, Chordata, Actinopteri, Pleuronectiformes, Pleuronectidae. Gene Ontology annotation, molecular function: sodium:phosphate symporter activity. Gene Ontology annotation, biological process: intracellular phosphate ion homeostasis; sodium-dependent phosphate transport. Gene Ontology annotation, cellular component: brush border; apical plasma membrane; vesicle.
CCUCUGUGGAGGCAGCAUUUCCAAAGCUGAAGCCCAGGUGAGCUCACCACACACAGAGCAUGGAGUCUCUACAUGUGCCACAGCAAACGGCUCCUGAAAACAAAGAAGACCACAAUGAUAACCAAGGAAAUGAAAAGAAAGAGGCCCAAGCGAGUCCUGCACAUUCCACUCUGGCGUUGGUUGAGGAGUCUGAGGACACAGACCCAUGGGACCUGCCAGAACUGAAGGACUCCGGGGUCCCAUGGUCAGCUCUGGAUACGAGAGGGAAGGUGAUGAGGGUGCUGGUGUCACUGGCGAAGCUGGUGCUGCUGCUGGCUUUCCUCUACAUGUUCAUCUGCUCCCUCGACAUCCUCAGCUCAGCUUUCCAGCUGGUUGGAGGUAAAACAGCAGGUGACAUUUUCCAGGACAACUCAGUCUUGGCCAACCCGCUGGCUGGUCUGGUCAUCGGGGUUCUGGUCACUCUGCUGGUGCAAAGCUCGUCAACUUCCUCCUCUAUAGUUGUCAGCAUGGUCUCCUCUGGAUUGCUGACAGUCCAACUGGCUGUUCCUAUCAUCAUGGGCACCAACAUUGGGACCUCCGUCACCAACACACUAGUCGCAAUGACGCAGGCUGGCGAUCGCAGCACAUUUCGGAGGGCAUUUGCCGGGGCCACAGUGCACGACUUCUUCAACUGGCUGUCUGUGCUGGUGCUGCUGCCUCUGGAGGUGGCCACUGGUUAUAUGUUCGUGGUCACUAAGCUCAUCAUCGACUCCUUUAACAUCCAGAGCGGAGAGGCCCCAGACCUGUUGAAUGUGAUCACUGAUCCCCUCACCGAUUCAAUCAUACUGUUGGACCAGACUGUCCUCACUGGGAUUGCCACUGGAGAUCCCUUAGCCAGGAACAAGAGUCUCAUCAAGAGAUGGUGCCAAACCUUCACCAACACGUCAUUGAUGAAUGUUACAGUUCCUGGUCCAGAGAACUGCACCUCACCGUCUCUCUGCUGGGACGAUGGCAACUACACCAUCACGCUGAAGAACAUUUCUGAAACGUUUAAUAUCCAGAAAUGUAAACACCUCUUCGUGGAUGUGAAUCUUUCUGACCUGGCGGUGGGUCUGAUCCUGCUGGCUCUCUCUCUGCUCGUGCUCUGCUCCUGCCUGAUCCUCAUCGUCAAGCUGCUCAACUCCAUGUUGAAGGGUCAGGUGGCUUCAGUCAUCAAGACCAUCCUCAACACGGAUUUCCCAUUUCCAUUCGGUUGGGUCACUGGCUACAUUGCCAUUUUAGUCGGAGCUGGCAUGACCUUCAUCGUGCAGAGCAGUUCUGUUUUCACCUCUGCAAUUACACCACUUGUUGGUAUUGGUGUCAUCAGCAUAGAGAGAGCAUACCCACUGUCCCUGGGUUCGAAUAUUGGUACGACCACCACAGCCAUCCUGGCAGCCAUGGCUAGUCCUGGAGACACACUGGCUAAUGCUCUACAGAUCGCCCUCGUCCACUUCCUGUUCAACAUCUCUGGCAUCCUCCUUUGGUAUCCGAUCCCUUUCACCCGCAUCCCCAUCCGGCUGGCUAAAGGUCUGGGCAACAUCACCGCCUCCUACCGCUGGUUUGCAGCUGUCUACAUCCUCUGCUGCUUUUUCGUUUUUCCACUGUUUGUCUUCAGCCUGUCGCUGGCUGGCUGGCAGGCACUGGUCGGUGUGGGUGCACCUUUAGUUCUCAUGUUGAUCAUCAUCAUAGUGAUCAACAUAUUGCAGAAACGGAAACCUAGGUGUUUGCCUGCAGUACUGCGAUCCUGGGAUUUCCUCCCUUUGUGGGCCCACUCUCUGGCUCCCUGGGACAAAGUGGUUGGAGUGAUUACUUCCAAAUGCUGCUGCUGCUGCAAAUGCUGCCAACUGGCUGCUGAAGACCCGGAACACAAUGAGAAAGAGUGUUUGGAGAAGGAUCAGAAGUCACACACAGAGGUGUACGAUAACCCUGCAAUGAGUGCAGAGAAAGAGAAAGAGAAUGAGAUAAAGAUAGAGCUGGAGAUCUUGAAGAAGACGCGGUUGUGAGGUUUUUACAUAUACACUGAAUGAGUGUUUGUUUGUGUGUGUAUGUGUGUGUGUGUAUGUUUGUGUGUGUGUGUGUGUGUGUGUGUGUGAUGUAAAGAAUCAUUCUGCUCGAGGCAAAGGAACCAAAAACAUUUCCACAAUAUUCAUGUUCUUACUUUGAGUAGAUCAGUUGCUGUAAAAUGAGAAAUAGCUUUAAAAGGACUUCUGUUGGUCUUCCAAAUAAACUGAAAUGGCCUUUAAAGGGUAAGGUGGCAAUAUAUUAUAUAUUUAAAAGCAAGGUGCCCCUCAAACCCCUGGUGCCCUUGGAAGAGAAUAUUUUCCUGACGCAACAGUUGAUGUCGGCAUGAGCAGAGGCAAGACGGCAGAGAGGGGUCUGAUGUCAUAUCCACUUCUAUAAAAUUCCUCUUCCUGUAAUGUCUAUGUUAACCAGUCUGAUUCAUUUGAACUAACUAAAUCUCUCUUGUUUCAAAGCUACCCAUAUGUAAAUAAUAUUCAUAAGUUUGAAUCAUUAAAUUUGAAAUGUUUGCAAAAUGUAAAGAUUCUCACUGAUUCUAAGACAUUUGACUAAAUAACUAGUAAUAAAGUAGAUAUUUACAUCAAAUUAAAUCAAUGCAAACACUUAAUAAUAUAUCAUGCCAGAAUUUAUUUUUGAGAGUGCAGGGAGGAUUAAUCUGGAAUUGAAUGCAUGGUCAAUACCAGGAUUAGCAGGACACAUCCGUUGUUGGUUUUCAUACUUUCAUGUAAAUUGUGGACAAAAAUAAUUUAUUGUGAAUAUUACAAGACUUAUCCUCUAAUGUUUCCAACUUAAGUGCUAACAGGCUGAAAACCAUCGACACUUAGACAGACCUAAAUUAAAAAAAAAUUAUAUUGUAAUUAAAAUGAUAUAAUAAGAAUGAAGUGUAUAUAUACAUCUAAUGUUAUGUCUUACUGAAAGAGCACAGCAAUGCAAAUCAACCUGAAUGUCUUGAAUUUGAAAGUGCCAUGGCCUCUGUCCAGGAGUUUUGGCAGUAGAUAUAGUCAUGAUCGGAUCUGCAGUGACCUGCUGAGCACAGAUGUGACAGACAAAGAUUUGUUUUUAUAUGUUUCAGCAGUUUGGUCAGGUUUUGUGUUUUGUAUUUUUACAGAGAAAAGAAAAUGACUAAUAAUCCACUGUAUGAAACACACUGAGAUCCUUAACACAUCGUUUUAAGGUGUAAAAAAUAUUUUAUAAUUAAGACGGAUAAUUGUAUUCAAGGAAUAUGUCCUUUGAAAUGAGAUGAAUGUGCAUCUGACUUGUUAAAGUUGUUCACUGUUGAUGUUUAUCUGGC